Clarias gariepinus (North African catfish) is the source of this 2532-nucleotide messenger RNA. RefSeq names its product solute carrier family 5 member 8 (gene slc5a8). The coding region runs from base 21 to 1901 and encodes 626 amino acids. The record is from RefSeq and is a predicted model, not a curated record. The transcript has 15 exons. Gene Ontology annotation, molecular function: organic acid:sodium symporter activity. Gene Ontology annotation, cellular component: membrane. NCBI's taxonomy places the organism in Eukaryota, Metazoa, Chordata, Actinopteri, Siluriformes, Clariidae. Gene Ontology annotation, biological process: propanoate transmembrane transport; sodium ion transport.
CUCCUCAGAUAUUUUUACUCAUGAUUUAUGAUUAUAAGAGCACAAUGGAGGAUGAAGAGAAUCUAGCAGCAUCUUUCGGGACUUGGGACUAUGUGGUUUUCGCUCUCAUGCUGGUCAUCUCAGCAGUUAUCGGUGUUUAUUAUGCUUUUGCCCAACGCAAAUCGCAGACCACCAGGGAUUUUUUGGUGGCUGGCCAGAGUAUGACAGCUGUGCCCAUUGCUCUGUCACUGACGGCCAGCUUCAUGUCAGCCAUCACUGUGCUGGCAACUCCAGUAGAGGUGUACCUUAAUGGGGCAAUUUACGUUUUAAGCUGCUUAGGCUUUGUCCUGAUGGUGGUCAUCAGCUCAGAGUUCUUCCUCCCUAUCUUCUACAGGCUGGGAAUAACCAGCACUUAUGAGUACCUGGAACUGCGGUUCAACAAAGUGGUUCGGCUGUUUGGGACAGUCCUGUUCAUCAUUCAGACAUUAGUGUACACUGGAGUGGUUAUCUAUGCACCAGCUUUGGCUUUAAACCAAGUGACAGGCAUAAGUCUGUGGGGUGCCUUGAUAUCAACUGGACUGGUGUGUACCUUCUACUGCACCUUGGGAGGGUUCAAGGCUGUAGUGUGGACUGACGUGUUCCAAAUGAUCAUCAUGCUGGCUGGGUUCCUGGCUAUCAUCAUCCAAUCAGUGCUUCUACAGGGUGGGGUCUCUGUCAUCUUUAAAGACUCUGCUGAUGGUGGACGACUCAACCUAUGGGACUUUGAUCCCAGCCCUCUGAGAAGGCACACCUUCUGGACUGUCAUCAUUGGCAGUACAUUUAUCUGGACCAGUAUGUAUGGCAUUAAUCAAGCUCAGGUCCAGAGAUACAUGUCCUGCAAGACACUUCUCCAUGCUAAAAUGUCUCUGUAUAUAAACUUGGUGUCACUCUGGGUCAUUCUUCUGUCUUCGGUAUUUUGUGGUUUGUGUUUGUAUUCAUUUUACAAAAACUGUGACCCAUGGACUACAAAAAUGGUGUCUUCUCAUGACCAGCUAAUGCCGUACCUGGUGUUGGACAUCUUGGGGGACUUCCCUGGCAUUCCUGGCCUGUUUGUGGCAGCUGCAUACAGUGGCACACUGAGCACAGUCUCCUCCAGUGUGAAUGCUCUAGCUGCAGUGACAGUUUCAGAUCUGAUAAAACCAUAUUUCAGCUUGUCAGAGCAAAAACUUUCCUGGGCAUCAAAAGGACUGAGUGUGUGCUAUGGUGUAGUGUGCAUUGGGCUGGCUGCUCUUGCAUCCUUGAUGGGAGGAUUAUUACAGACCACCAUCAGUGUUGUUGGUACUCUUAAUGGACCUCUACUUGGCCUCUUCUCUUUAGGCAUUCUGUUUCCCUCUGCUAAUUCCAAAGGAGGUUUGGCUGGACUGGUCACUGGGUUAGCUGUGUCACUCUGGAUUUGUGUUGGAGCCCAGUUCUACCAGCCCUCACCAGAGAAUACCAGAUCUCUUCCUCUACAGACAUACGGCUGCAACAUGACCACAGAUAAAAAUAACUUAAUGAACUGGACUAACUACUCAACACAGGCAAGCUAUGUCACCUCAGCUGAGCAGGGCAAAGCUGUGGACAGGCCUCUGCUGGCUGAUUACUGGUACUCACUGUCUUACUUGUAUUUCUGCCCUAUUGGGACUUUAGUUUGCAUAGUGAUUGGACAGAUUGUGAGUUUGUUCUCAGGGGGCAGAACAUUAAAACCAGAACCAGGCCUAACAUUAACAAAGGAGGAUUUAACCUGUUACAGAAUCUACAAAAUGCUGAAGGGAAAGGUCACAGGAAAUGCAGGCAAACUUGACCUGGUUAUGGAGAAUGAGAAAUCUGGCAAAACUAACCUUGCAUAUAGUGAUGUGGAGCUAAAUAUCACAAACAUUCAGACAUCCAAAACUCUUGCAUAGGACAUUUUUGUUGCCUCUGCAUUCCUUUUUUCAGGACUUCACCCUGUCAGAUUAACUUGUCCAUAGCUUCUGUUUCUGGUAUGGUGUGUUCCUGUCACAAGUCUCGAUCAUUUCAUCAAACUCUGACAGCUACACUAAUUGCCCAUAUUUAUAUCGCAUAUUUUUAUUGUCAAGCUUGUUUAUAAUAAAUGCUUUGGAUAUUAACUAGCUUUAUCUAACUUAAAACUUUUUAUUAAAAAUAAACUUUCUUUUUUAUUAAAACAUAAUUAAAAUUAUAUAUAUUUAUGGGGGGUGGCCUUGGGAUAAAGGUGCUUGUACGUCCACUCCUGGGAAGAUCGACAGCUGUCUUAAAUGCUUUCCACUUGUGAAUAAGCUUUCUUGUUGAAGAAUGUUGAACUCCAAAUUGUAUAACACUUUCCAUAUUGGUGUGCAGAAGCAAUAGCUCUUCAAGGCUACUGCUUAUGUCUUGCCACUUGGCAUUGUGUUAACACAGAGGCUACCUGAAUGCUCCAGACCAGUAAACUGCCAAAACGUCUGCUUUUAUAAAGAGCUGCACACCUGCUGGUGAUCAAUUAAUCAAGGGCCGAUGAUUAGCAGCACCUGGUUAUAACUUACCCUCUUAAAGCCUGUG